Molecule: messenger RNA, 2244 nt
Organism: Doryrhamphus excisus (bluestripe pipefish)
Lineage: Eukaryota; Metazoa; Chordata; Actinopteri; Syngnathiformes; Syngnathidae
Gene: pyroxd1
Product: pyridine nucleotide-disulphide oxidoreductase domain 1
Molecular function (GO): oxidoreductase activity
Source: RefSeq, a predicted model, not a curated record
UUAUGUCAACACGGAAGUGAAUUUACAGCGGUCCUGCUACUCACAUGUAGCAAUAACCACGCACUUCUAGUUUGCCUUACCAGUGACUUAAAUUUAGAUUUUAGCCAGCAUUUACCUGUUACUAGUUCCGUGUUAUCAUAUUUAAAAGACAGAAGCGUAAUAACAUACACCAUGUGAGGUUACCUCGAUUGAGCUUGGUUAGCAUCAUGGCAGAUAAAACACGGAAAAGUUUCAAAUGUAUCAUCGUUGGAGGUGGCAUCGCGGGUGUGACAUGUAUUGAGCAGUUGUCAUGCAGUUUACCGUCAGCUGACGUGGCUCUGAUGACCGCAGGCCCCCACAUCAAGGCUGUGACCAACUACAAACAGGUGGCCAAAGUUCUGGAAGAAUUUCAUGUGGAGGAACAACCAUCCAGUGUGCUGGAGGAGAAGUUCCCCAACUUGACUGUCAUCCACUCUGCCGUGAAAGCACUGCACACACAAUCACAUUUGGUGGAAACAACUGAUGGACAGUUUUUUUCCUACGAGAAGCUGUGCAUCUGCAGCGGGGCCAGACCUAAGCUGCUAACCCAGGACAAGCACUAUGUACUGGGUAUACGGGACACAGACAGUGCCCAGGAGUUUCAGAAGCAGUUAUCUAAAGCCAGGAGAAUUGUUGUUGUGGGAAAUGGAGGGAUUGCCUUGGAGUUAGUCUAUGAGGUGGAAGGCUGUGAGGUGAUAUGGGCAGUGAAGGACAAUGCCAUCGGAAACACCUUCUUCGAUGCGGGAGCUGCGCAAUUCCUCAUCCCGUUGCUGGAGGCCGACAAGCCAGAGAGAGCUGCUCCCUGCAAGAGGCCUCGCUACACCACACAGGAUACAAAACCCGGAGCCGCCCAGACCUUCACAGCAGAUCGAAACACACGAGGACGCAGCUCUGGUCCUACAGAGUCUGGCAGUGCACUCGGUCCAGACUGGCAUGAGGGAAUAGUUCUCAAAGGAGCAGAGCAGGCAUCCCGGAGGGUUUCAGUGGAAUAUCAGUGUGAGGUGGAAAAGAUCUUCACCUCCGAGGAGAUGCUCACCCCCCCAUCACAAACAGACCAACCUGAUACCGCAUGGCCGGUUUAUGUCCAGCUUACCAAUGGCAAGACUUAUGGGUGUGACUUUGUCGUCAGUGCCACAGGUGUCACGCCAAACACUGAGCCGUUUUUACAAGGCAACAAUUUUGCUCUAGCAGAUGAUGGCGGCCUCCAGGUGGAUGAGCACAUGAUGACAUCGGAGCCUGAUGUCUAUGCUGCUGGAGAUGUGUGCACUGCAUGCUGGGAGCACAGCCCACUAUGGCAGCAGAUGCGAUUGUGGACACAGGCUCGUCAGAUGGGCUGGUACGCCGGUCGCUGCAUGGCAGCACAUGUCCUGUCUGAAACCAUCGAGCUCGACUUCUGUUUUGAGCUCUUCUCCCACAUUACAAAUUUUUUUAACUACAAGGUGGUCCUGCUUGGAAAGUUUAACGCACAGGGGCUGGGGGCCGACCAUGAGCUGCUGAUGCGAUGCACCAAAGGCCAGGAGUAUGUCAAGGUGGUUCUAAGAGGAGGGAGGAUGGUUGGAGCAGUGCUCAUCGGGGAAACGGACUUAGAGGAAACCUUUGAGAAUCUAAUCUUGAACCAGAUGGAUCUCACCCCAUAUGGGGAGGAGCUGCUCAACCCCAACAUUGAUAUAGAAGACUACUUUGACUGACUACUGAAGCUGCAAGACACAUUUUUAUUUUAUAGCACAUUUUUUUAGGAAUAAAUAUAAUAAUUUAAUGUGUAGUGUCUGGAAAUAGAAGUUCAAAAGCAGACACACCACAAAUGAACAGCAUUUAUUUUAUGCACAAAUGUAGGUUACGAUCCUCCCCUCUCCACUGAUCUUUAAAGAAACACCUUUUGUUGCCAAGAAGCUCACAUUUCCAACCAAACAAUUCCUCCUGUGCCUCGGCUGGCCUUUUUUUCCCCCCAACAAUAGAGGUUAUUAAGAUAACACAGUGCUGCCAGGAUAUGUUUAGGUUUGAAAAAUGCAACAUACAAUAGCAAAGUCAAUGAUAAAUCAACAGGAGCUCCCAUCUGUUUAUCUCCUGUUUUGCUCUCACGGACUGAUAUACUGUAUGUCCAACUUAUUGAUGACUCACUGAGAAUGCAAAACAUCUACAUGCAUACACUGUAACGAUUGCGCAAGAGGAAAUGUUUAUGACAUGUCAGGAAGUCUCCAAUAAAUCAUUAAUGAGGACACUUUUCAA